GAUUUGUCUUCUGCGUCAAUCGAACGAAUACCGUAGAAAAGAGCUCGUUGCUUCUGCUUCGUCAAAUCUUGAGCUGUGACAAAAAAGGACCACAAGGUACGGUUACGUACUUAUCUCAGGAUCCAACGAUUGGGUUCGACGCAUUGAGCAUCAGUCGUGCUGAAUCAACCCAUUCAUCCUUCCAUCCACCCACCCAUCAUCUGCGCUUUAUCGGGCUCUAAGAUGCUAGUCGCGUGCUGGUCGUUUCUGUUUUUGAUCACCGGUCAUGGAGCAUCAGCUCUGGCACCGAGUACCGGCCACCGGGUUCGAACUACGAGGACAGAAGGCCGCCUCAGCGCGAUACCAACCAUCGAUGGUCUGUGGAAAUCGCUAGAAGAACGCUUGAGCGAUGGGAAACGCAGCAACCAACAAGAGGCAUGUACCUCGCCUGGGGCCGGAUUUUUUCGCGCCGUCAACGACAAGAACAUCGACGGCGCCAUGGCCUACAUUGCCAGCGAAACUGAAAGCACCGGAGUCGAUUUCUACUUCGAAGACACAGAUUUUCCCAGCGCAUUCGGCAGCCCGCAAGAACUGGAGCGAGUUCUGCGGCUCCAAUCGGAAAUUGGAAAUGCCCCAAUCGUAGUGAUCGAUGAAGAUAUCUAUGACGCAAGUGCCCGAAAGUCUGGAGUCGCUUUUCACCUCGAGGACCCACAAAAACAAAUUAAUACGAAGGGAGCAGCUUUUUUCGAGCUGAACGACGACGGGUUGAUCCGCAAGGCAUUCAUUGUCAAGGAAAACGACAAAUCGGGAGAGUCUAGCCUAAAAAUCCUGAAGCUUGCCUCCGACGUGAUCGCUGCCACAAAAGAAGGCCAGGGGGGAUCUUCCUCUGAUUCGGUUCCGGUGCCGACACUAGCCAACCCAUCGGCGUCGGUGUCCCUUCCCGAGCAGUACUUUGCUGCAUGGAACCAGAGAGACAUGAAGCAAGCAGUCUCGGUAUUUGCGCAGGACAUUGAGUACGAUGAUACCGCCUUUCCGGCACCCUUUUCGGGGAAAGAGGCCCUAGAAAAUCACCUAGACCUUUGCGCCGAAGCUAUGCCUCCAUCGUUUUCCUUUAUCGUGGACGACAAAAUCGAUGCCGGGAACAAGGUGAUGGUCCGCUGGCACGUAGAAAGCAAUGCCGAGGAGCUCCCGUACACUCGGGGGUGCUCACACUACAGGAUCGAGAACGAAUUGAUAGCGAGUGGGACAGAUCUCAAGGAGCCGGCGGUCUUCAAAACCGGCGGUCUGAUGCUUUUCAUUGAUUCCUUCUCAUCGAAGUUGAGGGACGAACCCAUCCGCAUGGUUCCAACCCUGGUCUGGGCCACGUACAUGUACGUCGUGUUUUUCUCGGACUGGUUCUACGGGCUGCCCGCCACAUCCCUGGAGGUUCGGACCUGGGAGGAAGUCAGAGACCUCUCGCUGAACUUUUUCCUCGUCAGCCCCAUCCUCGACCUUCCGUUCGCACCGGUAGUUCACCCCGGGCUGGAGGGGAUUUUCAACCUUCUGCUCUCCUGGGCAGCAAUGUUUGCCGGGUUUCUGAGCGACGACCGAAAAAGCAAGCCUAACCUGUUUCCGAUGCUUCCGGCCGUUGCCGGGAUGCAGUUCCUGACGUCCGCCUUUUUGCUGCCCUACCUCGCAACGCGGUCGGUGGAAGACAAUGGGACCGAAUCGGUGGCUAUUCCAGCGGAAGAAAUCACACCUGUGAUCAAGGCGACCGACAGCAAAAUUCUGGGCCUGGCGAUGGGAUUGGUUGGCACGGGAUCCAUUGCCUGGGGACUGUUUGCUAGGUUCGACGACUUUGGCGACAUUUCCACGCGCUACGCAAGUCUGAUCGACCUCCUAAGCAUCGAUCGGGUGGGAUCGAGUUUUCUGGUGGACCUGGCCAUCUUUGGCCUCUUCCAGGGCUGGCUCGUAGAGGACGACGCUAAGCGACGUGGAAUGGAUCCCGAUUCGCUGCUGGCCAAAGCCGCCAAGUAUGUUCCGUUUUUUGGCCUCGUCUCGUAUCUGACGCUUCGCCCCGGGCUUGUAGCAGCCGAGGAACAAAGAUAGGCAGGCAUUGUUCAUAAUAAUAGACCAGUAUUACAUUG
This is a messenger RNA of Pseudo-nitzschia multistriata, 2105 nucleotides long. The record is from the annotation of a GenBank genome assembly. Lineage: Eukaryota; Bacillariophyta; Bacillariophyceae; Bacillariales; Bacillariaceae.